Messenger RNA from Gongylonema pulchrum, 354 nucleotides. NCBI's taxonomy places the organism in Eukaryota, Metazoa, Nematoda, Chromadorea, Rhabditida, Gongylonematidae. The record is from the annotation of a GenBank genome assembly.
UUCAACGGUUCGCCAGUAUAUGCCGAACUUUCACCGGUAACAGAUUUUCGCGAAGCCUGCUGUCGACACGGAGGCUAUGGUGGUGGUGGCGGUGGAGGUGGUGGUGGCGGCGGUGGCGGUGGCAGAAGACGUUCAAGGAGCUUUGGAUGGCCAACGUUGAAUAUGAAUCUGCUAAAGAAUCAUCCGAAAGUGCGCAUUGGCAAUCUUGGCUUAUUUGAACAGAAGAUGAAGCAGUUUAUGGGUAAUGGACCGGACAACUUUAUGCCAACUUAUCUGCACAUUCACAUAGCCAUCUCCGUUGAAGAUUGUAUGAAUGAAUUGGAAGACAGUUUGAAAUUGGUGAACAUCCGCUAA